GCCGAAGCGGACUGCGCAGGCGCAGCCGCCCUACUCCAGUGAGGCGCAGGGGGCGGCACGGCCCAGGAAGGAAGAUGGAAGAUUACCAGGCUGCUGAGGAGACUGCUUUUGUUGUUGAUGAAGUGAGCAACAUUAUAAAAGAGGCUAUAGAAAGUGCAAUUGGUGGCAAUGCUUAUGAACACAGCAAAGUUAAUCAGUGGACCACAAAUGUCGUAGAACAAACUUUAAGCCAACUCACCAAGCUGGGGAAACCAUUUAAAUACAUUGUGACCUGUGUCAUCAUGCAAAAGAAUGGAGCUGGACUGCACACAGCAAGUUCUUGCUUCUGGGACAGCUCUACUGAUGGGAGUUGCACUGUGAGAUGGGAGAACAAAACCAUGUACUGCAUAGUCAGUGCCUUUGGACUCUCCUUUUAAGUUCCUCCUCCAACUUAAGUGUUUUCUCCUUUUGUUUCAGCGUUUCUUUUCCCUCUUGUAACCACCAACCAUGAGUUCAAUGAACACCUUUCUUGUUCUCUUUGUGUUUUUUUGUUGUGGCACUCUCCAACUGUAGACAAAAAAUCAAAAUGACUGCACUGUUACAUGAAUGGUAGUCCGUAAGUCGGAUGUGUAAUUCACCUUAGGUAGCCAAAAGCUUGUAUUGCCACUUGUCUUAACUCUGAAUAUUUCUUUUUAAGGGUGCUAAAACCGGAUUAUCUGCUAGUGUGAAAUUUUCUCUGCUUUCUGAAAUGAUUCAAGUAUACUAAUUUUCCAUACUUUGUACUUUUGUUAGAAUAAUAAAUUAUUCAAAUUUAAAA
Molecule: messenger RNA, 796 nt
Organism: Choloepus didactylus (southern two-toed sloth)
Lineage: Eukaryota; Metazoa; Chordata; Mammalia; Pilosa; Megalonychidae
Gene: DYNLT1
Product: dynein light chain Tctex-type 1
Exons: 5
Coding region: 75-416 (113 amino acids)
Biological process (GO): microtubule-based movement
Cellular component (GO): cytoplasmic dynein complex; cytoplasm
Molecular function (GO): dynein intermediate chain binding
Source: RefSeq, a predicted model, not a curated record